AUGCCAUUACACAAACAAGAUAAUACACAUAAAAUUGCAGCAGCACGUGCUGCCAAAAACCAAGAAAAUGCUGGAGACUCAAGUCAUGCUGUCAGAAAGAUCUUUUCUUCAGAAACUAUGAAAGCCGACGGUGUCGUAACAGAAAGAAAAGCAUUAAAUGCCAAAUCAUCCAACACACGUAGCUCAUAUGGGGGGAAAGAUUUAAACAUUGUGCAGAAAACCCACUCCUCAUCAGUAAGUGGCAAUACCAAUAAGGCCAGAAAGGUAAUCAAAAAACCCUUCUCUAUAUUCCCCGAGGCGGCUUCUACGUCAAACAAUUCUAUAUCUGCACACGAUACAACCACCCUGCAAAGGUCGUACUCUCAGAAAGAGCAAAGUGCAGGUAGUAACUCUUCAUUCAAUACCCUAUCCCGAUCUUCUACUUUUGGAUCGUCUUCCAAUUAUUUUGCAGAUUCGGGUACGUAUUCAAAGAACUCAUUAAAACCCACUAGAAGAAUAAAAUCACAGCUUACAAUAGGGGCCGAAAAUGAUAUUGUUGCCUUUUUUAAGAACUCCAAAUUGCAAGAACAGAAGCAGUUGGGGAUAACCGAUACCAAAAAUACCGAAAAUAAACCGGAACUACCGUUGGACGAGGUCACCUUCACAGAGGAUGCUGAUGAUAUCACUUCAAUGAAGAAGAUCUUAAUGGAAAGAGACUCCCCAGUUUACCAGAGAACGCAUAAAGUCAAUUUACAUACGUUAUUAUCGUCAUCUGUGGAUGAAGAUGAUGUGCAAGAGACUACAUUUGAAUACAAGGAUAAAGGAGGCGGCAAAGUCCAAGAUCUGGAAACCCUGAUACUCUCUCGACCAAACUCCACUGGUGAUCAGCGUACUGACGAUUUAGAACUUGAAAUUGUAGGCCAUGACAAGACGAAUGACAGAUACAAUGACAGCAUUCCUGAUUGUGUCCUAGAUGGGCUCUACCAGCCAAUGUCGAAAGAUGUCCUUACAAAUCUAUGGAAUGAUCCAACGCCUGCUUCUAUUUCAGCAGCUGCAAAAUUCAAAGAUCCGUUAAAUCUUCCAAAGAGUUGGAGAGAAACAGCAAAUGAGGAUAUUUUGAAGAUAAAUAACGAGCAAACUCAAGAGCCAGUGGAGCUAGAGCUAGAGUUUUCAGACAUCGACAAUGACGAUGAUGGAUCCGAUAUCGAUCUCAAUGAAAUCGCCGACUUCUAUGCAAGGAAGGUAUAA
Messenger RNA from Pichia kudriavzevii, 1227 nucleotides. RefSeq lists its product as uncharacterized. The transcript has a single exon. The record is from RefSeq and is a predicted model, not a curated record. NCBI's taxonomy places the organism in Eukaryota, Fungi, Ascomycota, Pichiomycetes, Pichiales, Pichiaceae. Bases 1 to 1227 code for a protein of 408 amino acids.